Messenger RNA from Linum trigynum, 1075 nucleotides. The record is from the annotation of a GenBank genome assembly. NCBI's taxonomy places the organism in Eukaryota, Viridiplantae, Streptophyta, Magnoliopsida, Malpighiales, Linaceae.
CUUAGCACAAUGCUGUGUACACAGCCCAUGUGAUGCGAUGCAACCUUCCACCAUGUGACUCUUUGCACAAUGUUUUGUCCACAGCCCAUGUGAUGCAAUGGUAAACGCUCUCCAACUGCUAUUUAACAACCCCCAUUUCCCCACCCUCCCCGUCAAAUCUCAACGCAAGCAGAAAUGGCAAGCCUCACUGUCCCUCUGUUGCUUUGUUUCUGUGGUUUGUUUCUGAGUCAAGCAGUUGCAGACUGGAACAUUCUUCACCAAAACGGGAAACACCACGCUGCAUUAUCGUUAGCCCGAAGUAGGUUGCAGAUCAGCUUGCAGAACUACUGCGAGAGCUGGAGGAUGAACGUGGAGCUCCACAACAUCCGCGACUUCAAGGUCGUCCCCGAAGAAUGCGUCCCCUACAUUGGCAACUAUGUGACGUCGGUCCAGUACCAGAUCGACUCGCAGUUGACCGUAGAGGAAUGCAUCGUCUACAUUAGCACCACCUGCAGCUUCAGGAAAGAUGGUAAAGAUGCAUGGCUGUUCGACGUGGACGACACCCUUCUCUCCACCAUCCCCUACUUCAAGCAGCACCAGUUUGGGGGGGAGAUGUUCAACGCGACUGCAUUCAAUGAAUGGGCGAGCAAAAGGAAGGCAACACCAUUGGAACACACAAUGAGGCUCUACAAAGUGCUGAAAUCAAUGGGAGUGCAGAUCUUCUUGGUCUCUAGCAGGAGGGAGGAUCUUAGAUCAGCCACAACUGACAACCUUGUUGAUGUUGGCUACCAUGGCUGGAAAAGUCUCUUUCUAAGGGGAAAUGAUGAACUGAAUGGUGGGGUGGCGCAGUACAAAGCUAACGUGAGGCAACAAUUGAUCAACGAUGGCUACAGAAUCUGGGGCACAGUUGGAGAUCAGUUCAACAGCUUUGCAGGCCUUCCAAGUGCUGGCAGGACAUUCAAGCUCCCUAAUCCUCUCUACUAUGUCUAUUAAUAACGCCUCCUAAUAUUCCCUUCCUGCUAAACCAAGGAGAUUUAUCAACAGCGAUUAGAGAACUACAAGAGCAAUUUGUCUGCAGCAUUACAUUUGAAAAAGA